UCUUUGUGUGGUUUCAACACGUUGGAUUUGAAAAAACAAUGAGGAAUGGGGGAAAGAUGACUAGUAAGGAGAUUUUCUCUUGAGACUAAUUGUUGAAGAUGAUUUGUUUGUUUAUUUGUCUUGAGGGUUUUUGAAUGAAGAUUUUGUCAGCUUUGGACUUGGUUUAAUUAGAACGAUUAUUGAUGUUACUCUAUGAAGAAAAUUUGUGUAGCAUCUCUUAUGUUUUUCUCAUUCUUGGUGCCAAUCAAGUUGGUUUUCGAGAUAAAGCAUUCGGUGCUGUCAAGUCCCGUGGUAAUUGAGUGCUGUCUAGCAUUCAGUACUUUGAGUUAUUGGUAUGAUUCAGUUGGUUUAUGGAAAUAAGCAUGCGCUGUCUACGGAAUUUAUAAGUGUUUGAGGCACAACUACUAUUGGAUCUUUGGGAAACUAAAGUAGGAUUUAUAUAGAUUUGAUCUGUCGGAAUUGUUCACAGUAGCCGUAAUAAGUAGGUUUGAUCGGAACCAUGGCAAGCGAUUCAAGCCUGAAGUCAUACCAUGGUAAAGAAACGGUUGUGUCAAGUGGCAGAAGCUCUACAGAUGGGGAUACAAAUAAUAUUUGUGUGCAGACAGGUGAGGAGUUUUCAACGGAGUUUUUAAGGCAUACUGGUGCUUUAAGAAGAAUAGCAGUGACAAUGGAUGCAGACCAUAGCCAACCAAGGCAAGCAGGUUUUAGUAACAAUCAGAACUGUUGGCAGGUUUACAAGGAUCUUAAAGGCAGUCCAGAGUCAAGAAGGAAGGAAUCCGAAUAUGGUUCAAAUGUUCCAAAUUUUGUUCCGGGAUUGGGAUGUAUAGCUGAAGUAGAUAGUUACCAUGAUCAUUUUAGCAGAUAUAACUGGCAAAUUGGUGGUUUUGAUGGACAAAAAUUUGUUCAGCAUUCGGAUGCAAGUUACAUUGAUCAAUUGACACCAAGGCUGACCGUCUCUCCAGUCUGUGUCGUAGAGUCCCCUCAAUCGGGUCGCUCAAAUAGUGCAGGAGUUACAGAGGGUACUUUUGCGAGUAAAAUGAAAUUUCUUUGCAGUUUUGGGGGAAGAAUAUUACCAAGGCCAAAUGAUGGGAAGCUUAGGUAUGUAGGUGGAGAGACACGGAUCAUAUCGAUUAAGAAAAACUUAACAUGGGAAGAACUUGCAAGGAAGACAACUGCAAUUUGCAACCAACCUCAUACUAUUAAGUACCAGCUCCCCGGUGAGGAUCUGGAUGCUCUAAUAUCUGUUUGUUCGGAUGAGGAUCUUCAUCAUAUGAUCGAGGAAUAUCACGAGCUGGAAAGAAAUGGUGGUUACCAGAGACUGCGGCUAUUUCUCGUGCCAUUAAAGGAACAUGAGAGGCACAAUUCUUUGGAAGGAAGGAGUACUCCACGGCAGCAUGACAUUGAUUAUCAGUAUGUUUUUGCUGUUAAUGGCAUGCUGGAUACAAGUGGGCAGCAUUUAGCAAGCCAAACAAACCAGUUUGGAAAUGCUUCAGAUUAUAGUCAUAGUUUUCAUAUAGACUCUCCUACGUCUGCUCAUGCUUUCGACCAUAAGGACUAUACUCCGAGUUCACCUAAUACUGCAAGAAUGUUCUCACAUCCAACUGCUAAAUUUUUACCUAAUCUUCAUAUACCAAGCAAAUCAUUUAAUCAUUCUCCCCCUCUAUCUCCAGUUCAAGGUAAUCAAGGAAAUCCUACUAAGUCCAAUUUGCAAUUUAAGGUAGAUACAUCGUGUUUUGACCAUAGCAAUGAAGGCAUCAAUAGAUUUGUUAUGGGAACUCAUCCAGGUGGUAAUUCCUACUACAUGGAUGCCACUGGAUAUCAUAGUAAUCAUCCUCAUGUUCCUCUUCCACUUGUGAACCACCAGAACCAUAAUCAACAUUUAUUAGAAAGUAUUCUGAGUAACAAAUCUCGUGAAAAGCAUUUUCAUAAUCGAAGCCCGAGUGGAGAAUUUAGUCACCAGAGACUGCAUCAUCAAAAUAUGACAGGCCCUGACCAAACUAAUCUUAUGGAAAGGGCACUUUCUGACUCACAGUUACAAGGACAUGAUGAGAGGUACAAUUCCUUGUUGAAAGGAGUUCUGCCACAAGCUCAGUGUAAUAGUCCAAGAGAAAAAUCACUGUCUCUAGCAUUGUAUAACGAUUCUUCCAAUCUAGAAAUGUACACUCGAAGAAACUUUGAAGUCGCUUCACACAAUAGCUCCAUCACAGAUAAGAAUGUGCCUAGUGCUACUCCUCUUACGGAAGACUUAGCUAGCUCUGCAGACUCAUUGUUCUCUUUACCAGUCAUCGUAGCCCCUAAUUCAGCAGAUAUGAUGGAUCUCCUCCCUGGUUAUCAAUCAAACACAAGAAAACCAGAAUUACAUAUCACAAACCAAAGUACCACCAGGGAUGGGCAAUGUGCCAUGACUGAAUUGGUGAGCGGUCAACCUGUUGCACAUGGAUCUUCUAAACUACAACCUGUUACACCUCACAAUUUAGUUGACAAAGAACCCUCUAUAUCAGUCUCUAAUUUGACCACAGACAGUGCUUCAAGUAGGCAGGCAUUUCUCCAUCGUGCUGAACCUGCUAAUUGUCCCAACCACAAGUCAGCAGAGGUAACGGAUACCCUAUACUUAUAUGAAAGGUCGAAUUUCGAAGAUAUGACAAGUGUCCAAUCACAGCCUUCAGUUAAUCCAUAUGAUUGCAAGGUGAUAGAAUCGGCUGUUAUUAUUGAAGAUGUUACUAGUAAUACACCUGCUGACAUCCCCUCGUCUUCGACUGUUGUGCCACAUAUUCAACAUGUGACCAGUGGUGAAACUCAAACUGCUAGAGGAUCAAAGGAAGAAAAAAAAUCUACUCGUAAGGAUAAGAAGAGUGGUAGAAAAACUGCAGAUGGUUCUAUUAUUGAUGCAAAAAAGGUUGAAAUUGAAGCUGGAAUCCAUGGUUUACAGAUUAUAAAGAAUGCAGACAUUGAAGAACUUCAAGAGCUAGGAUCUGGUACAUUUGGAACUGUUUAUUAUGCAAAAUGGAGAGGAACAGAAGUUGCUGUUAAGAGAAUCAAAGAAGGUUGCUUUUCAGGCAGGCCAUCAGAGCAAGAGCGGUUGACAAAUGAAUUUUGGAGAGAAGCACAAAUUGUAUCAAAACUUCAUCACCCAAAUGUGGUCUCGUUUUAUGGGGUUGUCACUGAUGGACCUGGAGGAACUAUGGCAACAGUUACAGAAUAUAUGGUGAAUGGAUCAUUGAGGAAUGCCCUACUGAAGAAAGAUAGGGCACUUGAUCGUCGUAGAAAGGUUGUUCUUGCACUGGAUGCAGCUUUUGGCAUGGAAUACUUGCAUUCCAAAAAUAUUGUUCAUUUCGAUUUGAAAUGUGACAAUCUGCUUAUCAAUUUGAAGGAUUCUCAAAGGCCCAUUUGCAAGGUUGGAGAUUUUGGGUUGUCAAGAAUCAAGCGCAACACUCUCGUAUCCGGAGGAGUGCGUGGAACUCUUCCAUGGAUGGCACCAGAGUUAUUGAAUGGCAGUAGUACCCGGGUUUCGGAGAAGGUUGAUGUUUUCUCAUUUGGUAUUGCAUUAUGGGAAAUCUUGACGGGAGAAGAGCCAUAUGCAAGUAUGCAUUGUGGUGCAAUCAUUGGUGGAAUUGUAAACAAUACGCUGAGGCCUCCUAUACCGGAACGUUGUGAUCCAGAAUGGAGAAAGUUAAUGGAAGAGUGUUGGUUGUUUGAGCCAGCAAGCAGGCCAUCAUUUACAGAGAUAACAAAUAGGUUGCGCCAAAUGUCUGCGGCAUUGCAACCCAAACGGCGUACUCCAAUUAGAUGAAAAACAAAUGGAAAUCUCCCUUGUAAGUCAUACAUACGUACAUACAGACAGGCAGAUAGAAAAAGAAAAAAGAAACAAAGAGAGAGUAUAGAUUCAUGGAUAUAAAGAGAACUUACAAAAUUCCCUUUAACUUUUUGAAGUCAAUCUGUUUGUAAAUUUUAUAUUUAUAACUAGCUAGAGACUGCUCUUUGGGGAAACUAUAAA
This is a messenger RNA of Gossypium raimondii (Peruvian cotton), 3994 nucleotides long. RefSeq names its product serine/threonine-protein kinase STE20. The record is from RefSeq and is a predicted model, not a curated record. Gene Ontology annotation, biological process: protein phosphorylation; signal transduction. Lineage: Eukaryota; Viridiplantae; Streptophyta; Magnoliopsida; Malvales; Malvaceae. Gene Ontology annotation, molecular function: protein kinase activity; ATP binding; protein binding. Bases 500 to 3790 code for a protein of 1096 amino acids. Gene Ontology annotation, cellular component: cytoplasm. The transcript has 9 exons.